This is a messenger RNA of Yamadazyma jaroonii, 1692 nucleotides long. The record is from the annotation of a GenBank genome assembly. NCBI's taxonomy places the organism in Eukaryota, Fungi, Ascomycota, Pichiomycetes, Serinales, Debaryomycetaceae.
AUGGAAACUAGUGAUGGUUUUACACCCAUAACGGCGAUAUUCUAUGCCAUAUUUCAUUCCACCGAAGGUACUAAGAUCAUCAACCAAGUUCCAGAGAACGCUAUCAAUUCAGGUCCCAAAUCAUUAUUCAAUUUCAACACUAUAAAAAAUUAUGUUAUACCGAAACCUCAAUUGUGUAAUAAAUUGAUAUCGUUUAAAGUAGGGAAAUAUAAAGUCAUUGGUUACCCAGUUAAUGUUCAAAACGAUUCCUACUUACGUAAUACAUUCAAGUUCAAUUUAUGUUUUGUGUUCCCCUAUAAUAGUGAAACUAUCAGUUACGAGUUAACUAUCAAGAGAAUUGGUAAAAUGUUUAAAGUGUUAGAAGAACAGAAUUUCCUUUUGUCGAGAUUGAAUGCCGAAAUGUUUAUCAAAAGUGAAAAGUUCCAGCAAAUCAACAUGAUCAAUGAAAUCCCUGGUUUCAAGAAUUUCAAACAAAUCAGUUUAAGUAGUAUUGAGAGUUUGAUAAAUCAAAUCUACCAAGAUUUGAACAAUUAUAGUGAAUGUUGUAUUCCAUUAGAUUCUUCUAAUUCCAUUGAUAUCAAACUUUUCCCUAUAUUACCACCUCCAUUGAAUAUCAAAGCCUUCCAAGUACCGAUUUUGUUGGUCAAUUUGAGUUCUUUGGUUGAUGUGAAUUGGGAUCCCACAAUGAUUAAAAUAUUACCUUAUAUAAAUGGGAUCAAUUCCAUCAAGAAGAUAAGUGAACUCUCUGAUUCAGAUUAUCUUUUAACUAAACAAUGUAUUCAACACUUAAUGCAUUAUAAGUGUAUCCAAAUCAUUGACAUUUUUCAAUUCUCCAAUAUUUAUGCUUCAACCAACAAUAUUGAUAACUUCUUGAAGAUCCCAGGUUUGGGAGAGAGGUGUCAAAGUUAUGUUGUUAAUGAUGGAUUUGCAGCUCCUUUACCAAGUUCCACACCACAAUCAACUAACCUUUCCCAGAAUCAAUCAAACAAUCCAUCACAGAACCAUUCAGUACAAAAUUCAUCCAUGGUACCUUCAUCGUCAUUCAAGAAGAAAUUCUCUCUCGCUGUAUCACCAAGUAAUACCAAGGAUACAAAAGUUAUCAAAGUACCAAGUAAGACUUUACUUUUCUACUUGUACAGAUCAUUAAAUCAAGGACAGACCAUCAAACAAUGGUAUAUACAGCAUAAGAAACAUUUGAAAAAUAUCGAUAUAAGGCGAUUCGUGAACUUCGGGAUCUUGAAUGAACUAAUUUAUAGAGUCAAUUCUUUCCCCAUACUAUCGGCAGUAACCAAAUCAAUUGAAAUAAGUAAUGAUGAUAUCAACAAAUUGAUAGAUGAUUUGAAUUUGAAAACCAAGCCUGAUGUUAACAUUAAUACUGCCAAUACUAAUAUCAACAUACCUACUACUGGAUUAGGCAUCAAAUCAGAGGAAAGUAGUCAUAUUAAAUCCAUUGUCAAUGAAAACAGUUACCAACGAAGAAUCAGUUUUAGUUAUGAUGUAGAAGAUGAUACCAAGAUCGAUACAACUCAAAGUAAAGUAAGUUCUGAAGAAAUGAAUGAACUUAUCAAAUUAGUUAAAUUAGUCAAAGGAUUUCAAAAUAUUGAUUCCAUUUGUACAGAAUUACUGAAAAGUAGAUUCGAAGUUGAAGAAAUGUUGGAUAAAUUAGGACUGAAUGGAUUCAUAAAUUCAUAA